AUGGAAACUUGGUUUUGGAUUCUUGGUUGGAUUCUUUCCAUUUUGACGAUAGCUGGAAAUGGUUUCACCGUACUUCUUGUGGGCAUUCGGCGUCGGCUUCGCACCAAAACCAACGCGCUAAUCGUUUCACUUGCGGUGGCAGAUUUCUUUGUUGGGGUGUUCGCUUUUCCUUCACUGUUCUUCUGUGAAAUUAGAGGUGGCUGCAACUGGCCUCGACCCUAUGCGUCCUGGGUGGAAUUUACAAGGUGGCUCUUUGCGUGCGCCUCUAUAAUGAACCUGUGCAGCCUCGUACUUGAUCGGUAUAUGGCUGUCGUAAAGCCACUGAAGUACGUCAACUUCAUGACUGCUCGACGUGUCAUCCAGCUAACUUUAAUUUCUUGGGUUUUCCCUCUUUGUCUUGUAAUUUGUUCUGUUUUCAUGAGUUUAUAUUUAACAUCUUCGAUACGUAUGAUAGUCUUAGCCGUAUGUUGUGCGAUCCUCGAUAUUUUCUCCAGCUGCAUGUUAAUUUUUUGUUUUAUUUCCAUGGUAACAGUAAUAUACAAGCAAACCCGAUCAUCCGCCAUCUUGGCAAAACAGCUUCGUUUCAAUCACCGAGGUUUGACAUUCAACAAAUAUGACAAGUCAGCAGUUGUAAUGUUGGCAGUUGUGGUUGCCUUCGCUCUAGCUUCUUUCGCAACUUACUUGCGCUGUGACUUUCUUCAGUUAUUAGGAAAGCAUAAAACUCAAGACUUUUCAUGUAAAAGUGACUUUAAAUUUAGAAUACCUAUGUUGGUUCUGAACUCUGCAAUUAACCCUCUGGCAUAUGCUUUCUUCAAGCGUGACAUUAAGAGAGCCUUAAAAGGGAAAUAG
Porites evermanni is the source of this 849-nucleotide messenger RNA. NCBI's taxonomy places the organism in Eukaryota, Metazoa, Cnidaria, Anthozoa, Scleractinia, Poritidae. The record is from the annotation of a GenBank genome assembly.